GGGACUCAUAGACAAGAAACACAUGAGAAGUAAAUGGCUAUGAUCACCAUCUCCACCAUCAAAGAGAGAUGGAAGCUUUCUAUAACUGCAAGCUUCAUGGGCUGCAUCAUCCCAGUACUAUUCCUCAACCACAGCCAUGACAGUACAAAUCUUUCUGCUCUUCUAGGCAUACGGAUGGAGCCUUCUGAACCAUCUAAGCUCAAUAAGCACUCGGAUUCAGCUCUUCAAAACACAUCCACAUCCCCAACAUCUUUUGGUCAGUUUCCCACACCUAAUGUGGAGUUCUCUCAAAUAUCUAAGCUCACCGGGUUUCCAGAUUCAGCUCCUCAAAUCAUGAAUACAUCGGUAUUAUUCUCUGAACCACCUAGGCCUAACACGGAGUUCUCUGAACCAUCUAAGCCUAAGAUGGAAUUCUCUGGGCCAUCUAAACUCACUGAUUACCCAAGUUCAGCUCUUCAAAACACAACCACAUCCACAUUAUCUUUUGAUCAGUUUCCCAGGCCGGACAGGGAGACAGCUAGGCCGGAAAUGGAGAUCUUUGAACCAUCUAAGCCUAACAUGGACUUCCAUGAACCAUCUAAGAUCAUUGAGAACCCAAAACUGAUGAACCAUAGUAAUGAAAAGUGUGACAUCUUCGAUGGGAAAUGGUUUUAUGAUCCAGAAGGAAAGCCUCUCUAUGGCCCUCAGUGUCCUUUCCUUCAUGAUCAAGUGAGCUGCAGGAGGAACGGGCGACCAGACUCCGACUACGAGAAAUGGAGUUGGCAACCAAAUGAAUGUGAAAUUCCAAGGUUUAAUGUCACAGACAUGUUCGAGAGGCUUAGAGGGAAGCGAUUGAUUAUGGUUGGAGAUUCCCUCAAUGGAAAUAUGUGGGCAUCUCUUGCGUGCCUUCUUUAUUCCGCUAUUCCACCUUCUCGAUCUCAUAUUGAAACGAACCGCAUCCCGCGCUCCUUCAGAUCAAAGGAUUAUAACUGUUCCGUGGAGUUCUACAUGAACCCGUUUCUAGUGCAAACAUAUGUCAAUAAAACAGAUGGUACUAGGGUUCUAAGGCUCGACCAAAUUUCAGACUCAGCUCGGCGUUGGCAAGGCGCAGACAUCAUGGUAUUCAACACUGGACAUUGGUGGAUGCACAAAGGGCGGUUUCAAUCGUGGGAUCUUUUUCAAUAUAAGGGAAAAUUGGUGGAGGAGAUGGAGAGAGCAUCAGCAUUUGGGAUGGGCUUGAGGACUUGGGCGAGGUGGGUGGAUCGCUACGUGGACGGGACCAAAACAACAGUCUUUUUCCGGAGCCUCUCACCGCAGCACAGUGGGCAGCAUUACUGCUACAAUCAGUCUCAACCCAUCUUGGAUGAAUUCCUAUUGCCACCAUUUCCAAACUCCAUGGCUAGAAUUGUUGAGGGAAGGAUCAGAGGGAUGAGGACACCAGUGAGGUACUUGAACAUCACCAAGCUAUCCCAGUAUCGAAAAGAUGCACAUCCAUCAAUCUAUUCAUCCAAACGAGAGAAGCUGAUGAUUAAUCAAAAGCAAUCUCCUGAUUGUAGCCACUGGUGUCUUCCAGGACUCCCAGAUACAUGGAACAUGUUAUUGUAUGUGUCAAUGGUCUCUAGCAACUCGAGUUCUUGGCAUCUCAUGGUUUGAUUGUUGUUACAUUGGGUUAUAGAUUUUUGGAAUGCUUUUGUUCUUGACGACAAAAUUGAAAAUAAAAAAUUUAUUCUAUCAUUGGGAUUUUGA
Vitis riparia (riverbank grape) is the source of this 1725-nucleotide messenger RNA. Its product is annotated as protein trichome birefringence-like 42. The transcript has 4 exons. Bases 34 to 1632 code for a protein of 532 amino acids. Gene Ontology annotation, molecular function: O-acetyltransferase activity. Gene Ontology annotation, cellular component: Golgi apparatus. The record is from RefSeq and is a predicted model, not a curated record. NCBI's taxonomy places the organism in Eukaryota, Viridiplantae, Streptophyta, Magnoliopsida, Vitales, Vitaceae.